UGUCCUUGGUGAUGGUGCGGGCGGCUGGUGGUUGGAACCGCUGCAGUGGCAGGGGCGCUGCUGCCUUCGGGAGCGGAGCAGCGGUGCGGUGUACUGGCUGGCAGCGGCAGCGGGGGGAGGAGGGGGAGGAGAGGAGGGAGAUGGAGGAGCGGGUGGGGAGGUGGGGGCGGAGGAGGUGGCGUAUCCGGAGCUGCUGGGCAGGUGGCAGGUGCGGGCGAAGGGGAGCCCAUUGGCGGGAGGCAAUAUCGGUACCUGGGGGGCUUAUGGAAGGACGCAAGAGGCGGGCUGUCAGGCAGAGAUCGCAACCUUGCAAGGCGACUGCUGCCAAGGAUGUUCCCAAUGACCUCUGACGCCGACAAGCUCCCAGCAUCGUAGCCCUGCCCUAGGACUCCGUGCUCCAAAAGCGCGAGGAAGUCUUCCUCCUCCAUGCCCUCCUCUUCGACUCCUCUUCGACUCCUCCCUGCUCCCGCCCCUGCUCCGCCCCCUCAGGACGGCCGGCUGCUCCCGCCACCCCGCACCUCCUGCGUGCUGUCCGCCCUGUUCCCCGCACUCGACCGGCACCUGAAGGAGCGGCGGGUGCUCUUCUCCGACCUGCUGGACAGCUACGACCGCGGCGGAGUGGGCAGCCUGGGGCUGGGGGAGCUGGCGGGGCUGAUGCGGGCGCUGCUGGGGGGCGCGGGGGCGGAGGGAGGGGCAGGAGAGGCAGGGGUGUCACCAGCGGACGUCAAAUAUGCCAUGGCCAUGCUUGACGGCGACGGUGACGAGCGGGUGACCCGGGUGGAGUUCCUGGCUGCCGCUCGGAGCUACCUGGAGGCCAGCCGGGGGGCGGAGGGGGCGGAGGCGGCGGGCAAGGCCGUGCUGCUGGAUGCCACCGCCCGCCUACAAGCCGACCCCGCUGCCGCUCGCACCGCAUUCGAGCGCCUGCUGGCCGCCCACCCACCCGGCUCCGAGGCACGCGGUCGGCUGGGGCCCCCGCAGCUGGCGGCCUUCCUGCGGGGCCUGCUGCCGGGGCUGGGGCAGGAGCAGCUGAGGCAGCUGCUGAGACACAUGCACAGGCUGGACGCCAGCGAGGAGGGCGGACUGAGCUUCCCGCAGCUGCUGUUCGUGCUGGGGGUGCGCAGCCAGCAUGGGGGGAAGGAAAGGAAGGAAGAGGCGGUGGCAGCAGCAGCGGGCGGGGAGGAGGAGGAAGAUGGGGAGAAGGAGGAGGCGGUGGCUGCAGCCCCUGCUGUAGCGGAGGAUGCGAAGGCGGAGUUAGCAGCAGGAGGGCCGGAGCAGCCAGCCCCAGCACAGCCACAGCCGGAGCAGGAGGAGGAGUCGCCGCCCACACAACCGCCGCCGGUGUCGGACGCUGAACAGGCAGCAGAGGGCAUCGAGGGCUGUUCCUCGCAUGAGCAGCAGGAGGCGGGUGAGCGGGCAGCGGUUGGCUCGGAGCACCACCCACCGCAGCAGCAGCAGCAGCAGGAGCUGGCGGGCCUGGUCGACCCCGCCACCGGUGCCACCCUGCAGCACGACACGGCCACUGGGGUGGUGUAUGCGAUUGUGGCGGCGGGGGAGUGGCCGCAGGUGGUGGGCGUUAUGGAGGCGGGUGGCGAGCUGCGGCGGCUGCAGUGGCGGCCGGACGGAGGGCUGUUUGCGGCGCUAGACACCUACCUCAAGCAGCACAGGGUGCGGUUCAGCGAGCUCUUCCGCUCCUGCUGCUCCGCCGCCGCCUCCCCCGCCUCCUCAUACUCCGGGGGGGCGGGCGGCGGGGGGCGGCUGGAUGCGGACGGCUUUCGGCGGCUUGCGCGGAUCGUCAUGCCGGGGGCGGGGGAGGGGCUGCUGCUGUUCUUGCAGGCCUUUCUGGACCCCUGCUGCGAGGGCGGGCUGGGCUACGAAGAGCUGCUGUUCUUGGCGCGGGCGGCACUGCGGGCGGGCCGGGAUGCGGAUCGGGAGCGGGAGGCCGGGGCGGCGGGCGGCGGAAAGUGCGGGGCGGUGCUGGCGGCGGCACUGGAGCGGCUUAGGGAGCAGUUGGCGCGGGAGCCGGCUGCCGCCCUGCGUCUCUACCGGUCCGCGGCCGUCCCUCCCCGCCGCGACCGCUGUCUCACCUUCCCCCAGCUCGCUGUCUUCCUGCUCCGCCUGCUGCCUGACGUGGACGAGGGUCAGCGGCGCGCGCUGCUGUGCUACCUGCGCAUGCAUGUGCGUGCCGGGGUGUGUUAAGAAAACUGGCCGCGAGUAGGAACGUACUGCCGGGGUGUGUGUGUGGAAAGAAGAAUAGCCAAUGUGUUGAAUGAGAAUUGCAAACAAGACGACGUGGGGGGUUCAGAGCUUGGGGCGAGGAGCUUGGGGGCGGGGCCCGAACAAUGAAAGGAAAGAUGGGGGGCUCCGCUCAGCUGUUGCGUUCGCAGCGUAUCGCUUCCACUCGCUGCGCCCCUUUGCUGCUAGGGGCGCUUCAGUCUGGCCCCCUGCUUUGCUUGUUGUGCCUUAUGGGUUGCCCCGUUCUAACCCCCCUCCCCGCGCGGCUCCUCUGCUGCCGCAGGAUGUCGCAGACGCCGGUGUGGUGUCCUGGCGCGUGCUGGUGCGCUGUCUGCGGCUGCCGCAGCUGGAGGCAGCAGCAGCAGCGGAGGGGGAGGGAGAGGGGGUGGGAGGGUUGGAGGAGG
Messenger RNA from Astrephomene gubernaculifera, 2636 nucleotides. The record is from the annotation of a GenBank genome assembly. Lineage: Eukaryota; Viridiplantae; Chlorophyta; Chlorophyceae; Chlamydomonadales; Astrephomenaceae.